AGUCUCUGCCUACACGGCGAAUCCGCCCCCAGGCUGUGCAAGGUUAGUUAGUGGUUGAUCGGACGUCGAGACAAGCAGGCUCUGGUAUAAUCAGCAGGGAAUCCGAGGUGCAUGGACAAGAAGUCGUCUCUUUAAUGGAGGGGUGGCCUGUUUUCUUCUUGUUUUGGUUCCAGCUCUUCCUCGUAACCCGGUCUCAGCUCUUUUUCUUCCCUUUUAUGUCCCUCGAAACGCCCACAUAUUUUACUAUUGUACAUACAGUACCUGUUGAUCUCCCGAGAGCACUCUCGAGACACACAUCACCACCACCACCGCCGCCGCCACCACCGCCACCAUGUCGAACAAACCAAUCUUUGUGGCCACGCACCCGAGAGCCUGCUCGACGGCCUUUGAGCGGGUGUUUAUGACACGGCGUGACAUUCUCAACUGCGUCCACGAGCCAUUCGGGGACGCCUACUACUUCGGCCCAGAGCGUCUGGGUGAGCGGUACGAGCAUGACGAGGAGGCGAGGAGGAAAAGCGGCUUCGCCAAUACCACGUACAAGGACGUCACGGACAACUUGAUGAGCCAAUCCAACAAGGAUGGCAAACGCCUCUUCAUCAAGGACAUCGCCCACUACCUCCUCCCGCCCGACCGGAAACCUGCCCGCAUCGCGCCGUCCCUGGCCUCGGACGAGGGCGCAGAGGUCAAGGUCAACGGCGGCACUGCGGCGACCAGCAGCGGCGCCGGGGCGGUGGCCAACCCGACCGUCGUCCCGCCCUCGCUGCUGCGCGAGUUCCACUUCGCCUUCCUCAUCCGCCACCCGCGCCGCUCCGUCCCCUCGUACUACCGCUGCACCGUGCCGCCGCUCUCGUCCAGGACGGGCUUCCACCACUUCAUGCCGAGCGAGGCGGGCUACGACGAGCUGCGCCGCCUGUUCGACUACCUCCUGCAGGAGGGCAUCAUCACCACCACCACCACCACCACCACCACCACCGACCCUUCUGCUUCUUCUUCUUCUUCUUCCUCCCGUGCCAAUGAUCAGCAGCAGACCAACGGUAACGUCAACGGCGGCGGGGCCGCCGUCAAGGUGACGGUGGUGGACGCCGACGACCUGCUGGACAAGCCGGCCGAGGUGAUCCGGGCCUUCUGCGAGGACGUGGGCAUCGACUACCACGACGGCAUGCUCAGGUGGGGCGACGAGGAAGGCCAGCGGCUGGCCGAGGAGGCGUUUGAGAAGUGGAACGGCUUCCACGACGACGCCAUCGGCAGCACCGAGCUGCGGCCGCGCCUGCAUCCCAGGAAACAACCGACAGAAGAGGAAGAGGACGAGGAGUGGCGGGAAAAGUUCGGAGAGGAGGGGCAGCGGGUGAUUCGCGAGUGUGUGAACGCCAAUGUGGCGGAUUAUGAAUACCUCAAGUCGUUUGCCAUCAAGGUAUGAUGGAAUGAAUAGGCGUUCUGGGGCCGGGUUAGAUCUAGAUAUCACCUUUCGACUAGAUGAUUAUUCCCUUCUCUGCUCCUUUCUAGGACAAAUGACGACUUGCUGCUUUCCUGCUGCUGUGGAAUGGGCCGUCUAUUUGCGCGAUAUACAGUGUACAAUACAAAUACAGUCCUCAGC
Messenger RNA from Thermothelomyces thermophilus ATCC 42464, 1594 nucleotides. RefSeq lists its product as uncharacterized. The transcript has 3 exons. NCBI's taxonomy places the organism in Eukaryota, Fungi, Ascomycota, Sordariomycetes, Sordariales, Chaetomiaceae. Bases 332 to 1417 code for a protein of 361 amino acids. The record is from RefSeq and is a predicted model, not a curated record.